This is a messenger RNA of Periophthalmus magnuspinnatus, 4177 nucleotides long. RefSeq names its product WASH complex subunit 4 (gene washc4). Gene Ontology annotation, biological process: endosome organization; endosomal transport. Lineage: Eukaryota; Metazoa; Chordata; Actinopteri; Gobiiformes; Gobiidae. The transcript has 33 exons. Bases 65 to 3571 code for a protein of 1168 amino acids. Gene Ontology annotation, cellular component: endosome; WASH complex. The record is from RefSeq and is a predicted model, not a curated record.
ACAUCAUGGGACUGUGCAGCUACACUUGUUAACAGCAGAGUUUUGGGGCUCAGAUUCUUUAGAUAUGGCGACAGAAACCAUCGCCCCUGACUGGGAAUUCGACCGUUUUGAUGACGGUUCACAAAAAAUCCACACAGAAGUCCAACUAAAGAACUACUCCAGGUUUCUUGAGGAGUACACGUCUCAGCUGAAGGGCAUUGAGGAGGCAUUGGAUGACGCUAUUGGAGAUGUGUGGGACUUUACAUUGGACCCUAUUGCCUUAAAGCUUCUCCCAUAUGAGCAGUCCUCUCUUCUGGAGUUAAUCAAAACAGACAACAAGGUUUUGAAUAAAGUUAUCACCGUCUACGCAGCACUUUGUAGUGAAAUAAAAAAGUUGAAGUAUGAGGCAGAGACCAAGUUUUACAAUGGAUUACUGUUUUACGGAGAGGGAGUUUCCGAUGCUUGUGUUAUUGAAGGAGAGUCCCAAAUUCAAAUGGGACGAUUUAUCUCUUUCCUUCAGGAACUAUCCUGUUUCGUAUCAAGAUGUUACGAAGUUGUGGUUAAUGUGGUCCACCAGCUGGCUGCACUUUACAACAGCAAUAAAGGUGCAACAAAAAUCAUUGAGUCUUCUGGUGUCCAUUUUCAAAUUGUUUAUGAGCACCUCGGAGAGCUCUUGGUGGUACUCCUCACACUCGAUGAAAUUAUGGAAAAUCAUGGUACACUAAAAGAACAUUGGAAGAUGUAUAAGAGAUUAUUGAAGUCUGUGCACCACAACCCCGGGAAAUUCUCAAUCCCUGAAGACAAACUGAAACCUUUUGAGAAGCUGCUGCUGAAACUCGAGGGGCAACUUUUAGAUGGCAUGAUACUUCAGGCUUGUGUGGAGCAGAGAUUUGAUGAUCCUGGAGAGGGCGUUGCUGUUGCCAAAAAUAGUGCCUUUGCUGAAGAGUUUGCCCUUAACAUCCGCAAUAUUUUCACCAGCAUUGAGUCCAAGAUUGGAGAGCCUUCUGAGAUCGACCAGAGAGAUAAAUAUGCAGGAGUUUGCAGUUUAUUUGUUCUUCAUUUCCACAUCUUCAGGAGUGUUGACAAAAAGCUCUACAAAUCCCUGCUCGAUGUUUGUAAAAAGGUACCGGCUGUCACGUUGACCGCCAACAUAAUUUGGUUUCCUGACAAUUUUCUUGUAUCAAAAGUCCCGGCUGCGGCGAAGCUGAUUGAUAAGAAAAGUAUUCAAUCGAUUAAAGCACAAAGAGACACAUACCUGCAGCAAAGAGCCCAAACCCUCUCCAAGGAUGUUCAGUCCUACUAUGUUUUUGUAACUUCUUGGAUGAUGAAAAUGGAGUCCAUCUUGUCCAAAGAGCACAAAAGUGACAAGUUGGUAGAAGACCUCAACAGCAGGUGUAAUGUGUUUUUACAGGGUAUCCUGUAUGCAUACAGCAUCAGCACCAUCAUCAAGACGACCAUGAAUAUGUACAUGUCGAUGCAGCGGCCCAUGACAAAAGCCUCCGUCAAAGCCCUGUGUCGACUGGUGGAACUUCUAAAGGCAGUGGAGCACACGUUCUAUCGACGCUCUAUUGUCGGAGCAGACUCGGUAUCACACAUCAGUCAGCAGCUGCAGUCUCAGGCCCUUAAUGCCAUCAAUGUCGCAAAGAAAAGAGUCAUCUCAGACAAAAAGUACAGUGAGCAGCGCCUCGACGUCCUCUCCUCUUUGGUACUUGCGGAAAAUGCACUCAGUGGCCCAAGCACAAAAGAGCGCCGCCUUGUGGUGGCGCUGGCUCUGUGUGUUGGUACGCAGUUGAAAACAUUCAAAGAUGAGGAGCUUCUUCCAUUGCAACUGGUGCUCAAGAAAUUGGAUCUAAUCAGUGAGCUGAGUGAAAGAGUUAAACUGCAGUGUGACUGUAGUUUCCUCUACUGGCACAGAGCUGUAUUUCCCAUCUAUUUGGACGAUGUGUACGACAACGCGGUGGAUGCAGCGAGGAUACACUACAUGUUUAGUGCCCUGAGAGACAGCGUUCCUUCAAUGAUGCACGCCAAACACACAGAGUCAUGUGAGCAGCUUCUACAGAGCUACGAUAAAGAGAUCAUGGAGGUUUUUAGUGAGCACCUACUGGACAAACUGUGUAAAGAGAUCGAGAAGGACUUGCGUCUCUCUGUUCACACUCACCUGAAGCUCGAUGACAGAAACCCAUUCAAAGUCGGCAUGAAGGACCUCGCUCACUUCUUUUUUCUCAAACCCAUUCGCUUUUUUAACAGAUUCAUUAAUAUCAAAGCGUACGUGACACAUUACCUGGAUAAAACGUUCUACAACUUGACGACUGUUGCUCUGCACGACUGGGCCACGUACAGCGAAAUGAGAAAUCUAGCCACGCAAAGAUAUGGACUCACUAUGACCGAGGCGCAUCUCCCCAGUCAGACCCUGGAACAGGGUCUGGAUGUUUUGGAGAUCAUGAGGAACAUCCAUGUGUUUGUCUCACGCUACCUUUACAACCUCAACAACCAGAUCUUUAUUGAAAAAGCCAGUAACAACAAACACCUGAACACGAUCAACAUCCGGCACAUUGCAAACUCCAUCAGGACCCACGGCACCGGCAUAAUGAACACCACCGUGAACUUCACCUACCAGUUUCUGCGCAAGAAGUUCUACAUCUUCAGUCAGUUCAUGUACGACGAGCACAUCAAGUCCAGACUCAUCAAAGACAUUCGCUUCUUCAGAGAAACAAAGGACCAGUCCGAUCAGAAGUAUCCGUUUGAACGAGCAGAGAAGUUUAACCGCGGCAUAAGGAAACUCGGUAUUACACCUGACGGCCAGAGUUACUUGGACCAGUUCAGACAACUCAUCAGCCAGAUUGGUAAUGCGAUGGGUUAUGUACGAAUGAUCCGUUCAGGAGGGCUCCACUGUUGCAGCAGCGCCAUAAGGUUUGUCCCGGAUUUGGAGGAUAUUGUAAACUUUGAGGAGCUGGUAAAGGAAGAGGGAUUGUCUGCCGAAACCCAGAGAGCUGCUAGUGUUCUAGAUUCCGUGUUGGGAGAUCUGACCAGUAAUUCUGCCGAGGGGACGGAGUAUUUCAAGAUGCUGGUGGCAGUGUUUGCACCGGAGUUUCGCAGUGCAAAAAACAUGCAUCUGAGGAACUUCUACAUGAUCGUACCUCCUCUGACUGUGAAUUUUGUUGAGCAUUCCAUCAGCUGCAAAGAGAAACUUAACAAGAAAAAUAAAACCGGAGCGGCCUUUACAGACGACGGUUUUGCGAUGGGUGUGGCCUACAUUCUGAAGCUGCUGGACCAGUACCUGGAGUUCGACUCACUGCACUGGUUUCAUUCUGUCAGAGAUAAAUACAAGAAGGAAAUGAGCGCUGUGGUGAAGGAGCAGAGCGUCCAGGCGACUAGUCAGGACGAAAAACUAUUACAGACAAUGAACCUCACACAGAAGAGAUUAGACGUUUAUCUCCAGGAGUUUGAGCUGUUGUACUUCUCCCUGAGCAGUGCCAGGAUAUUCUUCAGAGCCGACAAGACGGCAGCAGAAGAGACUCAGGAGAAGAAAGAUAAAGAAGCCUCCAAAGCAGAACAUUCAAGCAGCUCAACUGUUCCUGAAACUUCAAAAUGACCUGAAUGUUGACAUCAUAAAUGUUACUACAAGGGUUAAACCAGCAUUUUGUUGCCAAAACCAUGACAAAGGGGGUCCUUUGUUGUUAAAAUAUAAAUGUGAAAAAGCUAUUAGAAUGUACUUAAUUACAGUAUGUGUACAUGUUACACACUGUUUGUGUAACCCAAACUUUGAUAAUGUCACUUCCAUGAACUUGGCUUUUUAUAAAAUUGUUUUACUGUAGCAUUUCAAGACCUGCGCACUUUACAGUAGAAGGUUAUGUGAUGUGAGGGGCGCAGGGUCAAACUGAGCAGCUGCUGCUAAUCAGAGGUUCAUACUUUUAUUUUAUUUGAUUUAAUUUUAUGUCUCAUUUGUGCCAUUUGGUUCUAACAGAUGUUGAACAUUUGAAUAUCUUAAUACAUGCUCAUACAUGUUCUGUUGGCACAAGUCGUGUAAAUGUGACUGUGCUGACGUCAGUAAUGGUCUACAUUUGUAUGUUCAGUCAUUCCAAAUCUAAAAUAAUAAAUGCAUUUUUAACAGAUUUCUGUUUGUGAUUAAAUGAAAUAGAAAAAUCAUGUGAGUAAAGCAUUUUCAUCUUUAAUACAAAGAAAACUUCAGAAAGUACAA